Messenger RNA from Blastomyces gilchristii SLH14081, 1602 nucleotides. RefSeq lists its product as hypothetical. The coding region runs from base 568 to 1137 and encodes 189 amino acids. The transcript has 2 exons. The record is from RefSeq and is a predicted model, not a curated record. NCBI's taxonomy places the organism in Eukaryota, Fungi, Ascomycota, Eurotiomycetes, Onygenales, Ajellomycetaceae.
CUCUCGGGUUAACUGAGAUAAAUGUUGAGUUAUCAAAUAUUUUUUGCCCGGGCCUUGUUGAGAAGGUGAACAGCGAUGGCACAAGUUGACUGUUGAGAAGCCUUCAUUAUUAUUACACUUCCAGCCGCAGUAAGCGCGAAAAUGAAGAGAUGGUGAGGCUGGCGUUUUCAGGAUAGAAAUGCCUGUGGAUGUUUGCGCCUGGAUGAAGCCCGUAACUAGUUAUUUAUUAAUCUAAGCUAGCUAUUUACCGAAGCACCACCACCAUGUUGGUGGGCAGCUAACUCAGGAUUUUUCCCAACAAAGGAACUGCCCAGCGCCUGGGUAUUAUAGCUUUGAAGACUUAAAGGAUGACGUGGUAGUUUAAUGUCAUCAAUAGCUCCGUGCCGGUUGAAACAUGGGCCUUGCCUGGGGGUUUGCCGUUAAACAACAUUGCCGACCCGGGGUGCACAAAACAAGAAGCUCAUUUUCCUAGGCCACGACAUUACAAAAUUCUCUCUUGCGAUCAUAGAAUGAAUGUACUGUACUUCUGAGGCAUAAUCAUUUUUUAGUGCAAACAAUGCAGGUAUUAUGGGAUGUGGUUCCAGCAAGGUUCAACGCGACAACGAUCCUCCCGGUACCAGUUAUAACAAACCCCGUCCGGCAACUCGUCCAAAUUCACAUCGAACGCAGUCCCAAAGAAGGCUUGCCACAGGCACCGGGGCGAGAAAUCGGACCCAACCUCUAUCUGCAGUUCCAAAACCGCACUCAAGCUCUCAGCCAAGGACGCAUUCGCAGUCGACAAGUUCGAGGACACAUCUUCAUACUGGAGCGAGGACGCGGCCAUCGAGAACAGGCACCCGUCGCCGUCAUCCCACAGCACUGGGGACAAUCCAUGAUGGCCAACCGCCAGAGGAUAGCGCGAUUCGGGAAGAGAUCAAUUCGUUUCGGCUGUUCAUUGAUCAGCACGCGAUCAAUUUUUAUCGCACACAAUGCGACGAGAGCGGGGCAUCGAUAUCCAGAUAUAUUGCGCGAACGAUCAUUUCCAAUGUUAUAGAGAAGCGUUCGAAUGGUAAAGUAGAGCCCAUUUAUUCCUUUUUGCAAUAUCCCUUUUCAUAUUCAACGGUCCCCUCACUUUGGAAUUGUCACUUAAACAUUUAGUAGAGAACAGCGUUGCCAUGAACCUAGCCAGCGCCCUCGAAAAGUACGCUAAUGAUGCGACCAGCCAAAAGCGAGGUGAACACCUUCUCAUAUUGUGUAGAACGGCGAGUAUGAUAGGGAGCAUGAUGGACAGGCACCCAGAAAGCUGGGAGUUUAGUUGGCGUGGAGGGGUUGAUAUCGUGUUUCCCAGCGUGAUGCGGGGCCACGCAGAAUUUAUGCAGGCAACGCUGGAUAUAUAAAUUUUUUCACUUCGGAAAUCUCAGUUUUCUCGUCGCCUAGUUGCCUGGCUGCGUCUUCGAAAAGCCAAUUGGAUGUAUUUUUCCCUGCUUCGUUUCAGAUACCAAAUUUUAGUCUAUUAAUCUUCUCUUCAAUAGUAGGAAAUCCUCCUACACUUGUCCAAAAUAAUUAGCCUCGGACCGAAUUACGAUGAUAUUUUAUUUUCAAUGAUUAAUAUAUGAACAGAAC